GGCACAAGCCAAGCUCAGGCAAGCAGGCGGCACCUCAGCUAGCCAACAGCAACCAACAGAUGGCCUCCUCCGGCUACCUCAGAGCGGCCAGCGGCGCCACUCGCAGCCGCCAGACGCUCCUCCUCCGGCAGCGCCCCGCUGCUCCGGCCACAAGCGCGACACCGAGCGCGCUCGUCGCUUCCUCAGCGACGCGGCACGCGUCGACAGUCCCCAACCCGCCGCCCGGGGCGGAACCUUUGCCAGAGGACGCGCCGCGGCAGACACCGCCGAGGCUCGGGGAGCCGGACCCCGUGGGACCUCCCACGCCGACGCCCAAGGAGAAGAUAACCGGCACACCGCCGUCGGAGGAGGAUGACGGUGGGCUACCCGGCGGAAUGCCGGACACGACCCCGCCACCGGACGUGCCGUUACCCCCUGCCUCGCCCGAUGGUAGCACCGUCUAGCUCGUUCGGUCCGUCUGUGCGUGCUUGCUGCGUAGCUUUUUUUGUUCUUUUGGAUCACUUGAUGCGUAGCUUUUGCAUACGGUGUCAGUGUGUACAUACAUGUUGCAGUGGAGUACGUUCUACCUUUUUCA
This is a messenger RNA of Triticum dicoccoides, 574 nucleotides long. RefSeq names its product proline-rich receptor-like protein kinase PERK2. The record is from RefSeq and is a predicted model, not a curated record. NCBI's taxonomy places the organism in Eukaryota, Viridiplantae, Streptophyta, Magnoliopsida, Poales, Poaceae. The transcript has a single exon. Bases 60 to 443 code for a protein of 127 amino acids.